CCAGGGCGGAGGUGCCGGCCGCUAUAAGAAGGCGUCCUCGUGGGCACUGCUGCCACCGAGACCUGCCUGCCCCUGCCAGCCGCCACCAUGCUGACCGCCGACGACAAGAAGCUGAUCCAGGCCAUCUGGGAUAAGGUGCAAGGCCACCAGGAGGACUUCGGAGCCGAGGCCCUGCAGAGGAUGUUCAUCACCUACCCCCCGACCAAGACCUACUUCCCCCACUUCGACCUGAGCCCCGGCUCCGACCAGAUCCGCGGCCACGGCAAGAAGGUGGUGAACGCCUUGGGCAACGCCGUCAAGAACAUGGACAACCUCAGCCAGGCCCUGUCCGAGCUCAGCAACCUGCACGCCUACAACCUGCGUGUCGACCCCGUCAACUUCAAGCUGCUGUCGCAGUGCUUCCAGGUGGUGCUGGCUGUGCACCUGGGCAAAGAAUACACCCCCGAGGUGCACUCUGCCUUCGACAAGUUCCUGUCAGCUGUGGCUGCCGUGCUGGCUGAGAAGUACAGAUGAGCUGCUGUCCACACCUGUGUGCCAUCAAUAAAGACACUUUUGCUGCA
Aquila chrysaetos chrysaetos is the source of this 560-nucleotide messenger RNA. RefSeq names its product hemoglobin subunit alpha-D. Bases 88 to 513 code for a protein of 141 amino acids. Gene Ontology annotation, biological process: hydrogen peroxide catabolic process; oxygen transport. NCBI's taxonomy places the organism in Eukaryota, Metazoa, Chordata, Aves, Accipitriformes, Accipitridae. The transcript is spliced from 3 exons. Gene Ontology annotation, molecular function: iron ion binding; oxygen carrier activity; organic acid binding. Gene Ontology annotation, cellular component: hemoglobin complex; haptoglobin-hemoglobin complex; blood microparticle. The record is from RefSeq and is a predicted model, not a curated record.